This is a messenger RNA of Fraxinus pennsylvanica, 2148 nucleotides long. Lineage: Eukaryota; Viridiplantae; Streptophyta; Magnoliopsida; Lamiales; Oleaceae. The record is from the annotation of a GenBank genome assembly.
AUGUGUCCUUCGCAGCGAAGGAGACAUAUAUUGUUCACAUGGCCAAGUCAGAAAUGCCGGCGAGUUUUGAAGAUCAUACUCACUGCAGAAGAAGCCCAGGAAAUAGAAAAGCGGCCCGGAAUUUUGUCGGUUAUGGAGGAGGUUAACUAUGUACUCCACACGACCCGGACCCCUUCGUUUCUUGGUCUCGACCAGAAUGCUGCCCUGCUCCCUGAGUCUGACUCUUCGACUGAAGUUAUCGUCGGAGUUUUGGAUACCGGAGUCUGGCCGGAAAGUAAAAGCUUUGAUGAUACUGGAUUUGGGCCAAUCCCAAGUUCAUGGAAAGGAGAAUGUGAAAGUGGAACAAAAUUCACUGCAUCAAACUGUAACAAGAAAUUGAUUGGAGCCAGGUAUUUCGCAAGAGGCUAUGAGGCUACUCUGGGCCCAAUUGACGAGUCCAAGGAAUCAAGAUCUGCACGAGACGAGGAUGGCCAUGGAACCCACACUGCCUCGACCGCUGCAGGAUCGUUUGUUCCCGGCGCAAACCUUUUUGGCUACGCCGCCGGGACGGCGCGUGGAAUGGCCAAGCGUGCAAGGGUUGCUGUAUACAAAGUCUGCUGGACUGGCGGCUGUUUCAGCUCCGAUAUUUUAGCUGCCAUGGAUAAAGCAAUUGAUGACAACGUUAAUGUCCUGUCUUUAUCCCUCGGCGGUAGCAUGUCGGAUUAUUACAGAGACAGUAUUGCAAUUGGAGCUUUUGCAGCCAUGGAGAAGGGCAUUUUGGUGUCUUGCUCAGCCGGUAACGGCGGACCUAGUUCGUACAGUUUGUCCAACGUGGCGCCGUGGAUAACCACCGUUGGUGCCGGAACCCUCGACCGUGAUUUUCCUGCCUACGUUAGCCUGGGGAACGGUAAAAACUUUUCCGGCGUUUCACUUUAUAGAGGUAACUCUUUGCCUGCUAAACUGCUCCCAUUUGUUUACGCCGGAAAUGCAAGUAAUGUAACGGGCGGCAAUCUGUGCAUGACCGGUACGUUAAUUCCUGAAAUGGUUAGAGGCAAAAUUGUGUUAUGUGAUCGUGGGGUGAAUCCCAGAGUUCAAAAGGGUUCUGUCGUUAAAACAGCCGGCGGCGCCGGAAUGAUCUUGACCAACACUGCCGCAAACGGGGAGGAGCUGGUGGCGGAUGCCCAUUUACUGCCUGCAACUGGGGUGGGUCAAAUAACCGGUGACGCAAUUAAGGAUUAUUUGUUUUCUGACCGUGAUCCAAUGGCCACGAUUUUUUUCGAGGGCACAAAGUUGGGAGUCGAACCUUCUCCUGUGGUUGCUGCGUUCAGUUCACGCGGUCCUAACUCGAUAACCUCUGAGGUUCUUAAACCGGAUAUGAUUGCACCAGGUGUUAACAUUUUAGCCGGUUGGACGGGGGCAGUGGGGCCAACGGGGUUAGCUGAGGACGACAGGCGGGUCGACUUCAACAUAAUUUCAGGCACAUCCAUGUCCUGUCCACACGUGAGUGGCUUGGCGGCUUUGUUGAAGGCUGCACAUCCAGACUGGAGCCCGGCUGCAAUUCGCUCGGCUCUUAUGACCACAGCUUACACAGCUUAUAAGAAUGGUAAGAUGAUCCAAGAUGUAGCCACUGGCAAGCCUUCCACGCCGUUCGAUCACGGAGCUGGCCACGUGGACCCCAUAUCUGCCCUCAAUCCGGGACUUAUAUACGACUUAACAGUUGAAGAUUAUCUAAAUUUCCUCUGUGCAUUGAAUUACACUGCUCUACAAAUCAACGCCCUGGCAAAGAGGAAUUUCAGUUGCGAUUCUAGCAAAACAUACAGCACGAAUGACCUAAAUUACCCUUCGUUCGCGAUAUCACUCUCAGCAGAUACGGGCAGUACCAAAGGCAGUGGGAGUAGUACUGGUUCUAGUGUGGUGAAGCACACUAGAACACUCACCAACGUUGGAUCUCCUGGAACGUACAAGGUUUCAGUAUCUACUAUCGCCAGGUCAGUCAAAAUUUCGAUUGAGCCCGAGACGUUGACCUUCAGUCGAGCAAACGAGAAGAAAUCGUAUACAAUAACGUUCAGUACAAUCUCAAUGCCUUCCAAUACAAAUGUGUUUGGGAGAAUUGAGUGGUCUAAUGGGAAGAAUGUUGUGGGUAGUCCAGUGGCAAUUAGUUGGACUUAA